This is a messenger RNA of Marmota monax (woodchuck), 2716 nucleotides long. It is a transcript of the gene Rnf19b, whose product is annotated as ring finger protein 19B. Gene Ontology annotation, biological process: ubiquitin-dependent protein catabolic process; positive regulation of proteasomal ubiquitin-dependent protein catabolic process; protein polyubiquitination. Gene Ontology annotation, cellular component: cytoplasm; ubiquitin ligase complex. Gene Ontology annotation, molecular function: ubiquitin protein ligase activity; ubiquitin conjugating enzyme binding; zinc ion binding. The record is from RefSeq and is a predicted model, not a curated record. NCBI's taxonomy places the organism in Eukaryota, Metazoa, Chordata, Mammalia, Rodentia, Sciuridae. The transcript has 9 exons. The coding region runs from base 123 to 2363 and encodes 746 amino acids.
UCGGUUUCUAUCUCCGGGAGGGCGGCCGAGGCGGCGGCGGCGGCCGGGGCGCCGGCUGGGGGGCCCUGAGGCGGGAGCUGUGGCGGCGCUGGGCGCCCCUGGCUCCUCGACCUCUGUGGGCCAUGGGCUCCGAGAAGGACUCCGAAUCGCCGCGCUCCACAUCCCUACACGCGGCUGCGCCCGACCCCAAGUGCCGCAGCGGCGGCCGGCGCCGGCGCCUCACCUUCCAUAGCGUCUUCUCCGCCUCGGCCCGCGGCCGCCGCGCCCGGGCCAAACCGCAGGCCGAGCCGCCGCCCCCGGCUGCGCCGCCGCCCGCCCCGGCCCCAGCCGCGGCCCAGGCCCCGCCGCCCGAGGCGUUGCCCGCCGAGCCGGUCGCCGAGGCCGAGGAGGCCGCCGCGGCCGCGGGGGCCGGACUCAACGAUGAAGAGGCGGCGGAGGGCGGCGGCCCGGGCGCGGAGGAGGUGGAGUGCCCACUGUGUCUAGUGCGGCUGCCGCCGGAGCGGGCCCCGCGCCUACUCAGCUGCCCGCACCGCUCGUGCCGGGACUGCCUCCGCCACUACCUGCGCCUGGAGAUCAGCGAGAGCCGGGUGCCCAUCAGCUGCCCUGAGUGCAGUGAGCGACUCAACCCGCACGACAUCCGCCUGCUGCUCGCCGACCCACCGCUCAUGCACAAGUACGAGGAGUUCAUGCUGCGCCGAUACCUGGCCUCGGACCCGGACUGCCGCUGGUGCCCGGCCCCAGACUGCGGUUAUGCUGUUAUUGCCUAUGGCUGUGCCAGCUGCCCAAAGCUAACCUGUGAGAGGGAAGGCUGCCAGACUGAGUUCUGCUACCACUGCAAGCAGAUAUGGCAUCCAAAUCAGACCUGCGAUAUGGCCCGGCAGCAGAGGGCACAGACUUUGAGAGUUCGGACCAAGCAUACUUCAGGUCUCAGUUAUGGGCAAGAAUCUGGACCAGCAGAUGACAUCAAGCCAUGCCCACGAUGCAGUGCUUACAUUAUCAAGAUGAAUGAUGGAAGCUGUAAUCACAUGACCUGUGCAGUGUGUGGCUGUGAAUUCUGCUGGCUUUGUAUGAAAGAGAUCUCAGACUUGCAUUACCUCAGCCCCUCUGGCUGUACAUUCUGGGGCAAGAAGCCAUGGAGUCGGAAGAAGAAAAUUCUUUGGCAACUGGGCACAUUAAUUGGUGCUCCAGUGGGGAUUUCUCUCAUUGCUGGUAUUGCCAUUCCUGCCAUGGUCAUUGGCAUUCCUGUUUACGUUGGAAGGAAGAUUCACAGCAGGUAUGAGGGAAGGAAAACCUCCAAACACAAGAGGAAUUUAGCCAUCACAGGAGGAGUGACUUUGUCGGUCAUUGCAUCCCCAGUGAUUGCAGCAGUUAGUGUUGGUUUUGGUGUCCCCAUUAUGCUAGCAUAUGUCUAUGGGGUUGUGCCCAUUUCUCUCUGUCGUGGCGGUGGCUGUGGAGUUAGCACAGCCAAUGGAAAGGGAGUAAAAAUUGAGUUUGAUGAAGAUGAUGGUCCAAUUACAGUGGCAGAUGCCUGGCGAGCCCUCAAGAAUCCCAGCAUUGGGGAAAGCAGCAUCGAAGGCCUGACUAGUGUGUUGAGCACCAGUGGAAGCCCUACAGAUGGACUCAGUGUUAUGCAAGGCCCUUACAGUGAAACAGCAAGCUUUGCAGCCCUCUCAGGGGGCACGCUGAGUGGUGGCAUUCUCUCCAGUGGCAAAGGAAAGUACAGCAGGUUAGAAGUCCAAGCCGAUGUCCAAAAGGAAAUUUUCCCCAAAGACACAGCCAGUCUUGGUGCAAUUAGUGACAACGCAAGCACUCGUGCUAUGGCCGGUUCCAUAAUCAGUUCCUACAACCCACAGGACAGAGAAUGCAACAAUAUGGAAAUCCAAGUGGAUAUUGAGGCCAAACCAAGCCAGUAUCAGCUGGUGAGUGGAAGCAGCACAGAGGAUUCACUCCAUGUCCAUGCUCAGAUGGCAGAAAAUGAAGAAGAAGGUGGUGGUGGUGGUGGUGGUGGUGGUGGUGGUGGUGGUGACGGUGGCGGUGACAGUGGCGGUGGUGGCAUUGAAGAGGAUCCCCCCUGCAAACACCAAAGCUGUGAACAGAAAGACUGCCUGGCCAGUAAAGCUUGGGACAUCAGCCUGGCCCAGCCAGAGAGCAUCCGCAGUGAUCUGGAGAGCUCUGACACACAGUCAGAUGACGUGCCAGACAUCACCUCAGAUGAGUGCGGCUCUCCCCGCUCCCAUACUGCAGCCUGCCCCUCAACCCCCAGAGCCCAAGGUGCACCAAGCCCAAGUGCCCAUAUGAACCUCUGUGCCCCAGCCGAGGGACAGACUGUCUUGAAGCCAGAAGGUGCAGAAGCCAGAGUAUGAAGUGAAAUGAAUGCUCCUGUUCUGAGAAGCACACUUGUUGUAACUGCAUCUUUUGGAUUUUUUUGGUGGGGGGGUUGGGGGGGAUUUAUGUAUUUUAUUUCAAAGAUUUUCUGGUCAGGUUUUCCCCAGGGAAAUUCUGAGAAAUUUGCAAUUUCUUACCAGAUAAUACAUGAAAAUUUUGCCCUUAGUACCCCUCCCUUCCCCCUCUUUUUUAGUUUUAAUUUAUUGGUUAAACUGAUGUUGGCAAUCCGUGAGGUGUGUCAAAGAGUGUACAUAUGUAUGUGUGUAUAUUGUAUGUAUGCUAACGUAUUACUGAAGGACACAUUUUAAUAAAGAUUUCUGUGGUAAUUCAA